Messenger RNA from Alternaria burnsii, 1020 nucleotides. RefSeq lists its product as uncharacterized. The transcript has a single exon. The record is from RefSeq and is a predicted model, not a curated record. The coding region runs from base 1 to 1020 and encodes 339 amino acids. NCBI's taxonomy places the organism in Eukaryota, Fungi, Ascomycota, Dothideomycetes, Pleosporales, Pleosporaceae.
AUGGCAAACAACAGAGGAACCAACGACACGAUCCCAGGUUUCGAACUUAUUGCUCCAUCAAUAUGGGAGCUUGAUCCGAGAUCCGCACCUGUCUUUCCACGUUUCUCGUCGAACGACCUUACAGCACCGUCACUCAUCCUGCUGUGCACUUGGACAGGAGCCCAAAAUCGAUACAUCGCCAAAUAUACAGCAGAGUACCGAGCCCUCUUUCCAUCGACACGUAUCAUGGUCAUCACUACCUCUGCAAAAGAUCUCUGCUUCAGGAACUCGGCACGCAAACAGUGGCGCAUGAGACCGGCCAUAGAAUGCAUUUCUAACUACCAAUAUCUGCCCGAGCAAACACCAGGAGCUGGUAUCCUACUACACGUUUUCUCCGAAGGUGGAAGUAACAAGGCCUGUGAGCUAGCAGAAGCUCACUAUAGGUUCACCGGAAUGCGACUUCCCGUUUCGGCCAUAUGUUUAGACAGCACACCGGGUCAUCCACGAUACCUACGAUUAUGCGAAGCGCUCAACAAGUCACUGCCACAAAUCCCAGUCUUACGGCAUAUCGCUAUAUUAUUCGCCAGUCUAGUUUUGGGCUGUAUAUGGAUGUUAUACAUCGGUAUCAAAGGAUUCGAGAACAACGUCAUCAGCCGGACUCGACGACGAAUUAUCGACCCUACCUACUUUGAUCCCUCAGCGCCACGUUGUUACCUGUACUCGAAGAGUGAUACGCUGAUCGCGUGGCAAGAUGUAUCCGAACACGUGGAAGAAACCGAGACCGCUGGUAUACCCGUUAUAGACAUUCCAUUUGAGACUAGUGAGCACGUUGGGCAUGCGAAGGAAGACCCGCAGCGAUAUUGGGAUGCAGUCAUGACGACGUGGCAACAAGCACAAAUCAGGGAGAAGCACACACCCCAUCUCACAUUUUCUGAGACGGGUUGUGUGGUUUUGGACCUGCCAAAGUUUCCGGAAUUCUCGGAAAGGGAGUGGAAAGAUACCGACUCGUUGCGCAAUUUUUUAGAAGUUAUGCGGUGGUAA